Molecule: messenger RNA, 4391 nt
Organism: Myxocyprinus asiaticus (Chinese sucker)
Lineage: Eukaryota; Metazoa; Chordata; Actinopteri; Cypriniformes; Catostomidae
Product: unconventional myosin-Id-like
Exons: 13
Coding region: 195-1772 (525 amino acids)
Biological process (GO): actin filament organization; vesicle transport along actin filament
Cellular component (GO): microvillus; actin cytoskeleton; myosin complex
Molecular function (GO): microfilament motor activity; ATP binding; actin filament binding
Source: RefSeq, a predicted model, not a curated record
ACCGCAGUCUUCACUGACUUCAUUUAGCACAGCCUCAAAUCAGCCAAAGAUCAAGACACAGGCCACACCCACUCCAAACUUGUCUCCUCUACCGGCUUUGAGAAGACGAUAGCCACUGCUCUGCUUCUCUGCCUUACUCGUCACCCUCCACUAUUCUCUCCAUCCGUUUGUCCUUCAGAUAGACACCUACAGGGAUGGCGGAACUGGAGGGCUUGGAGUUCGGAAAGUCUGACUUUGUUCUUCUAGAUGAGGUGACUAUGGAGCAGUUUAUGGAGAAUUUGAAGUUGAGGUUUGAGAAGGGUCGUAUCUACACAUUUAUUGGAGAAGUGGUGGUCUCAGUCAAUCCGUACAGACAGUUGGAUAUCUACGGGAAGGAGGUCAUUGAGGACUACAGGGGCAGAGAACUGUACGAGAAUCCUCCUCACCUGUAUGCUGUCGCAGAUGCGGCUUACAAAGCCAUGAAGAGACGAGCCAAAGACACAUGCAUUGUCAUUUCAGGUGAGAGUGGAGCAGGCAAGACUGAGGCGAGCAAGUACAUAAUGCAGUACAUUGCAGCUAUCACCAAUCCCAACCAGAGGGCAGAGGUCGAGAGUGUGAAGAACGUGCUUCUGAAGUCCAACUGUGUGUUAGAGGCCUUUGGAAAUGCAAAGACUAACCGCAAUGAUAACUCCAGCCGUUUCGGGAAAUACAUGGACAUCAACUUCAACUUUAACGGAGACCCCACUGGAGGACACAUCAACAACUACCUGCUGGAAAAAUCAAGAGUUGUCCAACAGCAGGAGGGAGAGAGGAAUUUUCACUCAUUUUAUCAGUUACUACGGGGAGGGUCUGAAGAUUUGCUGAAGUCCUUGUGUCUGCAGAGAGAUCCGGCAAAAUAUACUUACACCAGUCAAGGAGCCUCUGUCACACUCGUAUGUCCAAAUCUAAUGAGUUUGGCCUCCAAUAAUGACUCCUUAUGUCACAAAGCCGUGAUGGCAGCACUGAAAGUGAUUGGAUUCACUACAGAAGAGAUCAGCUCCAUCUACAAGAUCCUUGGUACCAUCUUGCACUUGGGUAGCCUUCAGUUUACUAGUGAUGGUGAACAUGUCGUGCUGGUUGGAGAGGACACAGUGAAGCACAUGUCUGAGCUGACCUCCACGGAGCCUGAGAAUACCACAAAAGCACUACUUUACCGCACAGUGGCUACAGGGGGUGGUGAGGUCAUCGAAAAGGAACACAGUGAGCAGGAAGCUAAUUAUGGAAAAGAUGCUUUUGCCAAGGCAUUGUAUGAGAGAUUAUUUGGUUGGAUAGUGGGUCGUAUCAAUGCUGUGAUUGAAGUGAAGGACUACAACCCUGCCCUGCAUGGCAAAAACACUGUUAUAGGUGUGCUGGACAUCUAUGGCUUUGAGAUCUUUGACAAUAACAGUUUUGAGCAGUUCUGCAUUAACUACUGCAAUGAGAAGCUGCAACAGCUCUUUAUUGAGCUCAUUCUACGACAGGAGCAGGACGAGUACCAAAGAGAGGGAAUCACAUGGCAACACAUUGAAUACUUUAACAAUCAGAUCAUAGUGGACUUGGUGGAGCAGCCUCAUAAGGGGAUCAUCUCCAUUCUAGAUGAGGCCUGUCUCACUGCGGGCAAAGUCACAGAUACAGUCUGCCUGGACAGCAUGAACAAAAAGCUAGGCCAGCACCCUCACUACACUUCCCGGAAGCUUUUCCCUACUGACAAGACCAUGGAGUUUAACCGAGACUUCCGUAUUCGACACUACGCGGGAGAUGUUACAUGCAGGUGAUGUGAACAGACUGAUUGCAAAUGCUUGGAACACCAGUUUUUUUCAUUUCAGCAGCUGUGACAACAGCUUUGGAAACUUUUUGUAUUGUAAUAAAAAAAAUGGGUCGGUACAGCAAUGUACAGCUAGACAAAACAGCAUUUAUCAUUAUUUCUGAAAUAAAUCAUGUUGAACGAAAAAACGCUUCCGUAUGUCUGUGUAUAGGACAACAGAAAGCUGCAUAAGUUGCCACUUAAACAGUUGAUCCACCAUAUUACCGUGAUCUUUGACAUGAAAGGGAAUUCAAAAUGUAUUUAACUACCAUAGUGUUAUGUAUUUUGAGGUAAAACAGACUAUUCAGCUGUAAAUAAUGUGGGGCGGGACUUGAUUUUACCUGGAUUAGAUUUAAUUGUGAAAAGUGGGAUAAAAUUGUAUUGUUUAGUGUUAGUUUCCUCUCCCAUCGGGCCUUGAAUAAUAAAAAAAAAAAUAAUAAAAAAAUAAAGUUGUUUCAGUGUUCCGUCAAUGACAGUACAUUUUUACAUUUUAUGAAAGAUUAUGAAAACAAACAUAUUUGUUUUCUUUAGAUUAACAGGCACUAAUAAAUCAUGCACAAUUAUAGACGUUUCCAUUUUGUAAUUUUAUUGAACUCAAUACAAGUUGGAAACUCUGACUUUAUUAAAGCUUCUCUUACUUGGCUUUAGUAAUAUAAAAUGACAGCAGCUUUGGCAGUUAGUUAGUUUCCUAAACAUAUUUCUGUUUGAUAUUUUCUAUCAUUUUGCAAUUGAUUGACAGAGGUGUCAUGCCCAUUCAGUCAGAUUUUUGAGCCAAGAGGAUUUAAAAAAAAUAAAUAAUAAUAAAUCAAAAAAAUGUAUUUGUUCCUUCAAUAAAUAAAUUAAAUGACUAUUGCACUGCAUGUUAAAAAAAAAAAAAAAAAAAAAAAAAAAGAAUGUCUGUGGCAGAAAUCUUUAUUCACAUGUCUAAAUUUUGUUAGUCCAAUUGAGUCACAUAUUUUCCAUUAUAUGUGGCAUUCAGUGGCUGCUUCAGAGAUCUUGCUCAUGGGGUAGGUCAAGCAGAGCACCAAGGGAAUGUGCAGUGUUAUGGUAAUAAAUACAAAUCAAUUGCAUCAACUUCAGUUAAGUUAACAUUUGCCAAAUAUGUCUGAUCUCUGUGAAGCAGUUUUUUUCAAAGUCUAAUAUAGAUUAUGUCUAAGUUUUUGUUUGAUCAGUCACUGUUCAUUUCCUUUGGUGCUGAAAUGUGCUUGACAGUUUUUGUGGCAUCUUUGCACUCUCUUUUCUUCAUGUUUAAAGAAAGCAGCAGCUUAUUAUCUUAUUUCAGUGUGAAUCCUUGGUGCCCUUUAAAAAAAAAAAAAAAAAAAAAAUGGUGCAUGACGCCUCUGUUGAUUUUUAAUAUAUGUAAGUUUAGAAAUAUCUAAAAGCAAACCAAAGACAUAAAAUACACAUUUACAGCGAAGUAGUACAAGGAUGCGUUUUGGCAUUGAGACCGAGAAUGUGAACAGCUCUGAGUAGAAUCAGUAGAGUUGUCAGCUUAUAAUUAUGUUCAUUUAAAAAAGAUGUGAAUGACGCAUGAGACAUGGGGGCAUUUGCAUGGGACAUGUGUUUAAAAAGUGAACAGGGUUAGUUUUUAUUUCAUGUUACCUUUAAUAACUGUUUUAAGGGGAAGUUUCUUUAAAGGUUUGAUGAUGCAACUUUAUAAAUAUAUUAAAGUGCAGCUGCUGCAGAAGUCUGCAGAGUGCUGAAACUCAGCGAGAGCUGUGUCCUGGUUUAGGAAUUAGCAAGACCUUUUCUCAUUGAGGAAAGAGGAGCAGAGAGAAGCAACUGGAGGGCUCAGCUCUGAAAAUAGAUGACACAUUUUCACUUCCUUUUCACUCUUUAAUGUGUUAAAGUGUAACUGUGGAAGUAACUGAUUAAAGCUAAAUUGUCUUGAACUAAAAUUUCAUAGUGCUGCAAUCUUCUAAUCUUAGAUCUGUUUCUUGUGAAUCUGAGUGAGUGAACCGUGAAUGUCAGUGGAAGAAUCCAAGGGUGAUUUGUAUAUUCAGCGACCCAUUGGCGGCGGGUCUGAGAAACGAGAUGAACAGUGUCGGGAGCCACAAGCCACAUGCUUGAUAAUUUGGUCAAGAUUACAGAGGACUCAGUCCUUAACACUGAAUGGCACUAUUAUGACAACCCUGCAGUAAAACCACAAAACAUGCACACACACAUUCUGUGACGAUCACUUCGGAUCUGUCUGAGAACGCGUUUGCAACACAAAUCUCCUAGAUUGAUGCAUGUCCUUCUCUCUCUCUCUCUCAAACACACACACACUCACACACCACAGGAAGUCCCCUCAGGAAUAUAGACUGUCAGAACGGGGAUGUCAAGCCUCACUCACACUCACAAAAUAAAAUCUGUGAGAUCCCAUAGGCUCUGCUUUGUCAGUGAUGGAGGGAGGUCUCACUAAAUAUACCAACCCCAUAUCAGCAUGCCCCCAAACCAUGACCUAUUUCCGUCUGUCUCUCUCUGUCUUUCUCUCUCUUCUCCCCUUCUCCUUGUCUUCUCUCGUCUUUCUUUAUCACUUCCGUGUUCUUUCCCUAUAUGUCAUCCAUGUCUCUGGCUAUGUUUGGAAUAGCUUACUCUUACUAUGCAU